This is a messenger RNA of Aphanomyces invadans, 2365 nucleotides long. RefSeq lists its product as hypothetical. The record is from RefSeq and is a predicted model, not a curated record. Bases 27 to 2300 code for a protein of 757 amino acids. The transcript is spliced from 9 exons. Gene Ontology annotation, molecular function: zinc ion binding. Lineage: Eukaryota; Oomycota; Saprolegniomycetes; Saprolegniales; Verrucalvaceae.
AUUGACACCCCAACUCGUCCGAGAGCAUGGACGACGAACGUCCAAGCUUGAUGCAUCGUCAAAGCAUGCACAGCAACGAAGAUAUGUAUGCGAGAAAGCAGAACGCGAUCGAGCAAAACAAGUUGUUGCAGGAGCAGUUGGUCGGCAAGAUGCGCGAACUGUCGUUCUUGGAGACAGAGUACGUCAAGACAAAGCGCGAGGCGACCGAGUGGAAGAAGAAGUUUGACUACGUCUUCCGCGAGAACGAGCUGUUGAGCGUCGAAACGGCCAAGCUCGACGCGGCGCAAAAACAGAUUGGGUUCCUCCACCAGGAAAUCCAGUUCAAAACCGAGGAAACCGAAGCGUUGCGAGGUCUGGUGACGGCGCUAGAAGCGAGCAACAAGAAGAACCGCCGACGAAACAUGGACUCUCUCAACACGGCGAUCUCGACGGCGGCGACGUCGAACCGGUCGAGUUCCGGGUCCGAGUCUGGCGACGCGCGCAAGUCCGACAAGGAGAACCCUGAAGUGUCGGCCCUUCGCAACGAAAACAGUGCGCUCGUCAAAGACCUCGAUCGAAAAGACCAUGAACUCAAGAUGAAAGACGACGAAAUCAAGGUGCUCAAGGACCGCGUGCACGAGCUCGAGACGACCCUCGACAAUGAACAAGCGAUGCAAGUGAGUCGCCUGAAGGAGAACCAAGAAACGAUCAGUCGUCUUGAAAUGCAGCUCGCACGGCACAAUAACCACGACGUGCGCGCGAGCAACGACUCGAUCAACAACACGCCGCCGUCGACGCCGCCGCCGAUGCCGCCGCAGCAGUUUUACCACAACGACGAAGACGAUAUCAUGAGCUGCAAGUGGAAGCUCCACUCGGAUGUCGUCCCAACCAGCGCGAUCCCGUACGACCCAGCCGUCCUCGACCGCUUUCUGGAAAAAGUUCCGUUCGCCCAUCGCGACGGCGCGAGCCGAAUCCUUCGCGUGCUCCUCGGCACCAAUGAACGACUGUCGAUGGAAACAAACAUGGUGCUGCAAAACGUGUCAGCGGAGGUCGUGACCGAGCUCAAGAGCACGAUCCUGCCGUGGCUCAAAACCAAGCACCACGUCAAGGUGGCAUACUACAGCUUGCAGCGCCAGAUCAUCGCUACGGACGUCAAGCUCGUCCUCGAGCCCCGCGAGCAAGAGUUCAUCCAAACGCAAAAUUCCGAAUGCGGCAGCCAUGUCUUCAUGGGGCCGUCGCUGACCGACGCGCCGCACAAACUCGUCUUGCACACCAAGCGGAUGCUCCACGCCGAGCGCGCUCGGUUUGUGUCGUUUCCGGACGCCGACCACCACGCCGCGGCGGGCGAAGAGACCCUCGAGCUCGAACCUAUUCCCCAGACGCUGUUUCGCCGCCUGUCAAACGCCUCUUCGUUCUCUGGCGAGGCCGAUGCGGCCAGUUCUCGCCGCGGCGGAUUUCUGUCCAACUCGUUCCUUGGCGGCCCCAGUACACCUGCAGUGGCUGUCGCGGGGGCGCCCGGUGGCGGGGACAGUCGCGGUGGAGGGCUGACCAAGUCGUUCCUGGGCUCGAUUGCCACGGCGGCCAAGACCGUCGUAAGGAAGAAUUUUGAAAAGAAGUUUACGCAUCAAGGCACGCGGUGCGCCGUGUGUUCUGUGAGCCCGAUCGUUGGUGACCGCUUUCGGUGUGCCACAUGCGAGGGGUACGACCUGUGCAGCAACUGCUACGCGUUCGGCGCCCAUGGCCUCGAAAACACGGACGACAUGUUUGGCCGGGUCCAGGAGCUUGUCCUGGCGCGGUGCCCCCGUCUCGCGCAGGAAGCAGAGCUCCUGGAGCUGCUCCGGUUCGAGAUCUGUCGAUCCAACUUGCGCAAGUUUUCGUUCGUGGCCAACUGGCUCGCCGACAUCAUUCAAGGCCGGUCGACCAAGGACCUUCGCGCACGUGCGAUCGAGGUGCCGUCGAUCCGGCGGGAGAUUCGCAAGCAGUUUGUCCCGUUGCUCAUGAUGGUUGUCAGUGAUCGCCUCGACAUCGAAGUCAAGACGGAAUGGGAACUCGAGCUCAACUCGGAGCUGGAAAAGAACCUCAAAACGGGCCACAACGCGUGCCUGGAAGUGCUUCGGAUCUGGGUCGCCGACAAGUUUAGUACGACGUCGCCGUUCGUGGAGCGGAGUCUGCACCGGUACAAGGAAGGCGACGACGACUCGAUGGAUGCGCCCCUGGCGGCAGCCCCGACGGCGCCCCACGCGGACUCGGCCAUCCACACCCCCCAUGGUGACGGCUCGGACGACAAUCAAGACGGCAAGUAUAUCUUUCAGGAAGUGUAAUGAAUCGGAACCAUCCCCUUUGUCGUCGAUGGACUGCUGUUUGGGACGACCAGUUCGAGCUACGA